AUGGCACCCCCAAACGAGGAUACAUUGACCAAAGUGUCUACCGAAGCCGCGACUGAAUUCGUCCAGACAUUCUACCAGGCUCUGAGGUCCAAUCGUGAAUCCAUCGGCUCAUACUACGACGCCAAUCCGCAAACCAUCAUAUUCAACGGAAACCCUGUGAUCGACGGCGCGGCAGUACAAGAUAUCUUUGUCAACCAGAUGCCCCCUGCAAACUUCGAGAUUCAAUCAUACGACUGCCAGAUUAUCAACAAGGCAUUCCCCACCACGCUGCCCGGCGGCGGUUUGAAGCCCCCGGCGGAGAUGGGGGUCAAGGACAUGUCAAUCCUCAUCCUGGUCAGCGGAGCUGUGCGAUACGGAGAAAACCGCGAGCAGCCACAGCGUGGGUUCAGCGAGACAUUCGUGUUGACUCCCAAUCCAUCUGCCGAUCGCGUGCGAGGCCGCAAGGAUUUCUUGAUCCAAAGCCAGAAUUUCCGUCUCGUCGUUUGA
This is a messenger RNA of Penicillium olsonii, 486 nucleotides long. NCBI's taxonomy places the organism in Eukaryota, Fungi, Ascomycota, Eurotiomycetes, Eurotiales, Aspergillaceae. The record is from the annotation of a GenBank genome assembly.